This is a messenger RNA of Plasmodium knowlesi strain H, 4236 nucleotides long. Its product is annotated as SICAvar, type I. The transcript has 8 exons. The record is from RefSeq and is a predicted model, not a curated record. The coding region runs from base 1 to 4236 and encodes 1411 amino acids. Lineage: Eukaryota; Apicomplexa; Aconoidasida; Haemosporida; Plasmodiidae.
AUGGCAGAACCUAGCGCAGCAACACAAGUUGGUGGUACGACGCCCAUGUGGCAAGCAUGGUUAGAGAAGUGGUUACAGCAGAAUGGGGCCACUGUUACGAAUGGUGGGGCCGAUGGGAAGAGCAUUACUGAACAAUUAUGGAAGGGAGAAUUGGAGGACACAUUUGAGGAGUUACAGGUCAGGUUAGGGAAGGAGGGGAAGAACGGUAAAAGUAUAGGUCAGGGGGGGGGAGAAGUGGCCAAGUUCUGUGGUGACGUCACGGAGGAGGUGGAGGGGGAUGAUGAGCAUGAUAUGAAGAAAUUAUGUAAAGGAAUUUCCGAAAUAAUCUACUUCAUGAAUGGGAUUCAACCCGCUGACAACCGUUAUAGCAAAGUUAUAGGGGCCGGUACCCCUAAAGCCCUUUCUCCUGCUUCACAGUAUGCUCGAUGUAUAGUCAGUAUGGUUACUUUAUUUGAAACCUAUCCACCACACUGUCGUUUUCAUUAUAUUAUGAAUUAUACAGCGGACAAAAUACAGGCGGAGGCAAAGGGAAAGUACGGGAGGGCAGGGGGAACAUUUGAUAAAUGCAAAAAUAUUACCGCAGGCGACUUAAUUAUUGGUAGAACAGUUCUUAAGGAUAAAAUUAAACAGUGGGUUAAGGAAGAUUGGAGUAAGGCAGCAACAAAUUCCAAGGGGGGGGGUGCACUGGACAGAGUAGGACAAGUACUACAAGUGAGUACAGCAUACUGCCCGUCGGGUACACAUGGGAAGACUAAGGAAGAUCUGAAGAAGACCUUGAGUGUCAGGGAAAAAGGAACUAUCACCAGGCUGCUCGGAAUGGACAGCAGUAAGAAGGAUGUGCUGGAAGUACUUAUGGCUGAUGACAGCGAACACAAAUUACCAGAGAGCACAUUGCAAACUGCACUGACAUCAGCAAUACAGAAUGGCAGCUCAUUGAACACGGAUGCCAUAAAUAAUCUUACUCAAAUGGUAAACGAUAGAGCCCAAAUCGUAGAAGCUGAAAUGUGCAUCAAAGACAACAUAGACAAGGACAAUAACGGAAAUGGCAAAUUGUGCAAUCGCCUAAGUUGCAUAAGCAACUAUGUGAAUACAACAGGAACGACAGUACCAGGGAAGACGUCUACGUCAACUGCCGAUGCACUAUGGAAGGAUGUCCAAACUCAAGUCACCGACCUUGUCACAACUAUAUCUGCCAAUGGGGGGAAAAACGACGAGACGGACGGUCUGUGUAAAGACAUUACAUGCCCCAAUGCUGGUGAAACGGAUUGUGUGAGCAAAACAACAUGCAAAAUUAUGGUUAAAGCAUUAAAGGAAGUACAUAAAAAUGUGGGAGGGGACCAAGAGCAUAACAGAAUAUUUCGUCCUACUAUGCGUUGUGUAAUAUUGAAUGCAUUAGGAGAGAAAUUAAAACAAUAUGCGAGGGAGCGUGGUUAUGCUUGUUCUGUAGAUAAAGGUAUAAAGAAGGCCUUUGAGUUUGGGGAGAGUAAACGUAAGGAAUGGUGUACGCAGAAUGGUAAGACGGAUGUGCGUUACUGUGAAGAAUGUAAGGAACAGGAGUGUUUCAGUACUAACGUGGGGGGAAUGAAGCCCAGGGCUGUAGUGUUUGGUAUGUUAAACAAUGACCCCAACAUCACCAAAGUGAAAUCCACAUUAGAAGGAUUACAUAAGAAAGCCACUUUAUGUGAUCGUCUACACUGUGCUAUAGACCACUGGAAGACAACAAAAACAGCAACAGGAACAACAACAACAGCAGCAGCAACAGAAAAAGGAACAACAGCAGGCAACGACGAAGAAUUUUGGAAAGAGAAUGGCCCCAUGAGGACAUUGUGGGAUGAAUUAGCAGGGGAAAUGAACACAAAAGGCCUAACAGGGAACGGACCUGAUUGUGAUAAAUUGCCAACUAAUUCUGAGAAGGCGGCAUGCAAAUAUUUGCAUGCAGGCUUACAUAAACUGUACAAUCCGGAUACUUCGACAACAGGGAACAAUGGUAUCCUGUCUGGACACCCAUCGUUGAGACGAACGUUGGGUUGUUUACUUCUUAAGAAAUAUGCAGAAAAAAUGAAAGUAACAUCAAAAUGUGUCAUUGAUUCUGGUAUAGAGAAGGCAUUUAAGGCAUGGAAUGAUAAUAAUUAUGCUACUUGCAAUGGUGGUGCCAGUGGCAAGGAACCUUGUGUUCCUUGCCAAUGGAAAGAGAAAGACUAUGAAGAUUGCAAAAUUAACACAAAUGGCAGCCCAACGCCAGUAAAGGACAAAUUAACAGAAGUUCAGCCCCAAAUUAGCACCACCGCAACUAGCACCCUACUGAAAAUAAAUGAAAUGUCCACUUUAUGCGAAUACAUUAGAUGCGCCGGACCCAAAUGGUUCAAAAACAGGGCAACACCGAACGGUAAUAGUGGUGGUACUCCUACUCCCACGAAGAAUUGGUGUGACUUUUGGGGGGAUGAAGGCGUCAAAACCCCCCUGGAAGAGUUGUUCAAACACAUCGCUUCCGAAGGAGCGAAGAAAGAAAAUAACUCUAAUACAGCAAUCUGCCGAAGCUUUGGUGAUGGUAAUCCACAAAGUGUCGAAAGAAAGGCUUGUAAUCAUAUCACAGCAGGGUUAGAACACAUUAAAAAAAUUACAAGUAGUACUACCACUAAGGCCGGUCAUCAGGAUGAUGAUAAGUUUUUUAAACAAUCUAUGAUGUGCGCAGCACUUAACCUUUACGCUGAUAAAAUAAAAGAACAAACGGAUAAAAGUUGUCCCAUUGAUGAGAAAAGAAUAGAAAAAAUGUUUAAUGAUUGGAAUAAUGAAAAUAAAAAGAAUUCUUCGUUUUUGUCUUCGUGUUCGAAAGAAGUUUAUGGUUGUUUUCUUUGCUCAAGGCAAAACUCAGAAUUUAAUAAUUGCAAACUAAGUGUUGCCAACACUUUGAUUAAUAAAACAUCAACAUCACAAAAUGAAACUUGCAAUAAAGACUCAACUGAAGUGACGACUCAAAUUGACGGUCUCCUCAACAACGAAGACAAAUCAAGCACCAACUCCAUUAACACCACCAUGAAACAAACAUUAGACAAAAUCACUGACAUGAAAUCUUCUUUCUGUACUCAAGUCCAAUGUGCAAUCAAAAAAUACGGAAAAAAUAAUAAAAAUAUAGGCCCCAAUGGAACAGUGACUUGGGAUGCCUUGAGCAAUGAUAUCGGAAGGGAAUUAACGGAACUUUUAAAUAAUAUGAACGACGCUACAAAGCAGUCGGACGCUGCCAAAUAUUGCAAUGACGACAAACCCCCAUGGAAUACUAAGGGCCAUACAGAAAGGCGAACGAAUAGAGCAGCUUGUUUACAUUUUGCUGCAGGACUUCAGCACAUUUAUACCCACGGUAAUGGCUACCAGACGGGCCAGUUUAAGGGCCCAUCAUUUGAACAAACGAUGGGUUGUUUAUUUCUUAAGGAAUAUGCAAAGCAAUUGCAAACAAUGGCAAAGGAGAAGAAAAAAGGAUAUAGUUGGGUACAUCCUCUUUGUAGCAUAAAGGAGGGCAUAGAUCAUGCUUUUAGCAAAAGUGAAAAAAUUAUGGAUGACACAUCUCCAUGCAAGAAUAAUGGUAAUAAUUCUUGUUUUGAAUGCAAAUGGAAUGAUAACGAUUAUGAUAAUUGCAAAAUUGGCCAAGACAAAGUAGGAAAUAAAGUUAAUGAAAUUUUCACAGAAUCGACGAAACAAACCCAAAUAGAAAAAACUUUAGAGAAUACAGUCUGUCCCAUCCUUCUUACGGAUCUCCUUACCCCUUUUCUUCCUUUGGCUCCCGUCUCUAUUGGCCUUUCUGCUAUGGCUUAUUACCUUUGGAAAUAUUUUGGUCCUCUUGGUAAAGGAGGAGCACGUUUCAGAAGAUCUCCUACUGAAAUUCCUGGUCCAUCAGUACAGGAACAAGUCCUCGAUCAUGUGGAAGAAGCUGGUCCACAUGAAUAUCGAUUGGUGAAGGAACGAAAACCCCGUUCUGUUCCAACAAGAACAAAACGUUCUGGUCCCGUUAAUCGCCGCACGAUUAUUGAAAUUCAUUUUGAAGUGUUGGACGAAUGUCAAAAAGGCGACACACAAUUGAACCAGAAGGAUUUUCUGGAACUUUUGGUUCAAGAGUUCAUGGGAUCGGAAUUUAUGGAAGAAGAAGAACAGGUUCCUAAGGAAGAGCUUUUUAUGGAAGGGGUUUCUAUGGAAAGUGUUCCUAUGGAAAGUGUUCCAAGUUUAGGUUCCGGGUUACUGGUUUAA